Molecule: messenger RNA, 747 nt
Organism: Rangifer tarandus platyrhynchus (Svalbard reindeer)
Lineage: Eukaryota; Metazoa; Chordata; Mammalia; Artiodactyla; Cervidae
Source: the annotation of a GenBank genome assembly
AUGGCGAUCCUCAGGCCCCCGCUUCUGCCACUGGGGUUGCUUCUGUGCCUCUGGCUUCUGUGUUCUCUGGCCAGUUGUACAAACCCCACUUUCGAAUGCAAGCCCAUCUCUUCAGUCACCAACAAACUACCCUCAUAUAUCGACAUCUACCCAUGGGAGUAUGAGAGCAACAAACUCUACACGGUGUCACUCAUUGUGGAGCCCAAUAUUACCUCUGUGAUCUUGGAAGCACGGGACCAGCAUGACUCAGUCGUUGGCUCCUGGCAAAACCCCAGUCAAUCUUGUGAAGGCCGGGCCGAGUACAACUUGAAGGGUCAAAUCAGGACGCUCUUCGAGGCAAAAUGGAUGUCUCCUAAAUCCACGGACAUAUGCUCAGUCACGAUAUACGUCUACUGUGCCAAUCUCCUGAGACAUGCUGAACUUGCUCCCCUAACACUGUCGAGAGGUGUUCCCCCGAAACCAACCACAUCCCACCCAACACCAACCACGCCCCACCCAACACCAACCACACCCCACCCAACACCAACCACACCCCACCCGACACCAACCACGCCCCACCCAAAACCAACCACAUCCCACCCAAAACCAACCACAUCCCACCCGAAACAAACCACAUCCCACCCGAAACAAACCACAACCGAUCACAAACACACCACCCAAAACUCAGCCAACAGAGCCUUCCUCAGCCCCGUGAGAGAAGCCAUCCAGAUCCUGCUCAUCUUUCUCACCAGCACACUCGUCUUCUAG